ACAGCGCACUGCAGCGUCGCAGGACCUCUCCGGGGCGGUGCCGCUCAUCACGCUGCGUCACCGCGAGGACAUCGCAGGAGGUUCAGGUUCACUGUGGCCGACCUGUCCCCUCCCCCUUCCGGAGCAGCUAGGACUGUGCACCGCAUCCUUUGAACCCGAGAUCUGCAGCCUGAGAAGCGCAACGACUGAAGCUCCCGCCCCGGAGCCCUGCCCCACGGCGAGGGGCCACCGAAACGCGAAGCCCACCACCACAGCUAGAGACGCCGCCGGCGCAGCAACGGAGACUCGGCUCGGCCGAACACGCGUCGCCAAGAGAAGAGCCGGGAGCUGCGUGGCGCGCCAGUGGCGAGGACCCCGGCCUCUCGCUGUGACCUCGCGGGUGCGGCCCUUGUCGUGGAGCCCGGACCCCGCGCGUCAGGCGGUGCAGCCGGAAGAGAGAGCGCGAAUCAACGCUGAAACGAGAUACCGCUUCACAUCCAUUCGGUGA
Messenger RNA from Rangifer tarandus platyrhynchus (Svalbard reindeer), 487 nucleotides. The record is from the annotation of a GenBank genome assembly. Lineage: Eukaryota; Metazoa; Chordata; Mammalia; Artiodactyla; Cervidae.